Messenger RNA from Penaeus vannamei (Pacific white shrimp), 2057 nucleotides. RefSeq lists its product as uncharacterized. NCBI's taxonomy places the organism in Eukaryota, Metazoa, Arthropoda, Malacostraca, Decapoda, Penaeidae. The record is from RefSeq and is a predicted model, not a curated record. Gene Ontology annotation, molecular function: ubiquitin-protein transferase activity; zinc ion binding. Gene Ontology annotation, biological process: protein ubiquitination.
ACAUUGUCAGAGCGAAAGAACAGAACUUCUGUUGUUUGGCAAAGCGGCGGGAGGGAUUUCGGUGCCGAGACUAUCAUGCGGUUAGCGAGUUCUUUAUUUUAAAAUCAAGUGUUCCAUGUUGGUUUGGGUGAAUAGAAGACUAUAAGGAUUUCGGAGCAUCAGCAUAUCUUAAGGACAACGUGGUAUAUUGUCAUAAUCAUGAGGACAGAUGCAUCUGCCGUGUCACCUCCAGUACAUUCCACUGCAGGUGGUGAACAGCUGUCACCACCUGCCCGCAUACCUGGACUGGCCUCGCAGUUGAUCCAUCCGUCCUCUCCGCCUGUAGCUCCAGUCGUGGAAUCAACGAGCUUGUCUGUUUGCAUGCUGUCUCAUAUAGGUUCGUCGGCUGCUUCUCCGCCUCCCUCUGAACCAGGCACCAAGGCGAACGCAGGACCCAUCCACAUAUCGCCCACGGCCUCCUGCAGGAGCGAAACUAGUUGCCACAGCGUUGGCCGCUUUUGCCGGAUCUGCCACGAAGGUGAGAGAAGCGAGGCGCUGAUAUCCCCUUGUUGGUGCAUGGGAAGCAUGGGUCUGGUGCACAAGACCUGUCUGGAGCGAUGGCUCACGGUGUCCAACUGCGAGACGUGCGAGCUGUGUCACUUCGCCUUCACGGUCAUUCGCAAACCUAGACCUUUGUGGAAGUGCGAAGACCGCGACGUCUGGAGAGCGAUUCUGGUGGACGUCCUGUGCCUCUUCCUCCUCACGCCCCUGGCCGCCCUCAGCGUCUACCUCUGCGUCGUCGGCGCCCUUCAGUAUACGAAUCCCAUGGCCAUAGAUUCUUCCCACGAUAAGAGACCCAAGGUCGCCGGCACGAAAAAAAUACAUUUUGUCAAAGUUCCAAGUUUAAGAAGCGGAAACCAUGACAACAGCAGGAUCGCGAUCACUCGAGUGCCAGCGAUGCAGGGCGAGGAGCAGACCUUCGAGGAGCAGCUGGUUGAGUGGGAAGCGCUCGGCCUCAUCGUCCUCGCCGUCCUCCUGCUGGGGAUCUUCUCGGCCUGGGCGGCCGCCGUCAUAGGGUACCAUAUACGCGAGUGGCGCCGCUGGCGCAUAACCCAUCAGGAUUUGGUGUUGUUGGAGCCUUCCCGGCGGAACUCUCGGCAAAUGUCUGUCACGAGCCUUUGCCAUUCCGUGCAGGUGACACCCGGCAACAUCGUGAGUGUGGGUGUGUCCAGACCCCAGAGCAGCCAGCGUACGAAUUCCAUGGACUCUCUUCUCAAUACGUCCGUAGAGCCUGGUCGUUUGUUGAGCUGUGUCGAAAGAGAGAAUGAAGACGGGUGUGGGUUGAAUGCAUCUGAGGCGACAACAACGCGCAGCGGCGGACCUCAGCAGUCUUCUGCAUUGAGUGUCUUCAGGGAUAAUUUCGGUGCCACUAGAAGUUUGGAAGAGCUGAAUGCCUCCACUCUUUGCAAAGUUUUAGCUUCAGGCGAGCAAACGUCCUCACCAUAUUUUAAGAUGGUAGAGGAGCCUGAUGUUCAGGACAGCCCUGUAACUACAGGAAGUUACUUUGCCAUUGAAAACAAGCUUUAGAUGACCUCUAUUCAGCUUCUUUCCACAGUACGACUUCGUGGUCGUAUUUGCAAUCCUGAUAACUUAAGAUACAUAUUUAAUUUAAUUGGUUAAGUUAUAGGCAGUGAAUAAUAAUCGCACAGUGUGAGUGUUUGUGAUCAGUUUGUAUGUUAUGCAAGUAAUAACUUUUGCAUUGUAUUUAAGAGGGAUGGAGAGGUAAAGCUUCGAAUGUAGUGAAUAUCAUAUAAUUAUUACAUGAACAAGGAAUUUUCACAAUUAAAUGCACUUGAACGCGAACAUUUACGUCUAUCAAGCGGUCUAAGAUAUUGGCAAUGUACAGUGUCUUUAGAACUCGAUUGACUUACUAAAUCGUGGAGUUAAAAGUAUCCUUCAAACUUCCAUUGCUGCAUUCUUAGCCUAAAUGUAAAGGCUGUGAUAGAUGUCCUAUGUAAUAACAUAAAUGUAAGAACAUUGAUUUUUUUUAACUCUGACAUGUAAUAUUAUUUUAAUAA